Molecule: messenger RNA, 2543 nt
Organism: Pangasianodon hypophthalmus (striped catfish)
Lineage: Eukaryota; Metazoa; Chordata; Actinopteri; Siluriformes; Pangasiidae
Gene: hdc
Product: histidine decarboxylase
Exons: 12
Coding region: 52-1923 (623 amino acids)
Biological process (GO): L-histidine catabolic process; histamine biosynthetic process
Molecular function (GO): pyridoxal phosphate binding; histidine decarboxylase activity
Source: RefSeq, a predicted model, not a curated record
UCUCACACACACAUCCAGCAAUUCAUCCAGACACUGAAAGAGCGACGGAUUAUGCAGGCGGAGGAAUACACACGCAGAGGGAAGGAGAUGGUGGAUUAUAUCUGUCAGUACCUGACGGAGAUCAGACAGAGGCGUGUUCUCCCGGAUGUUCAGCCCGGCUUCAUGAAGUCUCAGCUUCCUGAUAAAGCUCCUCAUGAGCCGGAGCCGUGGGACGCCAUCAUGCAGGACGUGGAGAACAUCAUCAUGCCCGGGGUUGUCCACUGGCAGAGUCCCCACAUGCAUGCGUAUUUUCCUGCUCUGACCUCGUGGCCAUCGCUGCUGGGAGACAUGCUGGCCGACGCCAUCAACUGCCUCGGCUUCACCUGGGCAUCGAGUCCUGCUUGUACAGAGUUGGAGAUGUGUGUGAUGGACUGGCUGUGUAAAGCACUUGGGUUGCCAGAUCAUUUCCUUCACCAUCACCCAGAGAGCCGGGGAGGGGGAAUACUGCAGAGUACGGUGAGUGAGUGCACACUCGUUGCCCUACUUGCUUCCCGUAAAGACAAAAUCCUGCAGAUGAAGAGCAGAAACUCUCCCACAGACACACACACCGACACGGACGAGUCCACGCUGAACUCCACACUCAUCGCCUACGCCUCAGACCAGGCUCACUCCUCGGUGGAGAAGGCCGGGUUGAUCUCUCUGGUGAAGAUCAGGUUUCUGGAGUCGGAUGAAAAGUUCUCGCUGCGUGGAGAAACCCUGCAGAGAGCCAUUCAGGAGGACAGGAGGCGGGGCUUAGUGCCUGUCAUGCUGUGUGCUACACUAGGUUCUACAGGUGUGUGUUCCUUUGACUGUCUGGAGGAGCUGGGACCCAUCUGUGCUCGUGAAGGUCUGUGGCUCCAUGUUGAUGCGGCGUACGCAGGCUCCGCCUUCCUCUGUCCUGAAUUACGCAACUUCCUGUCCGGGAUCAAACACGCAGACUCGUUCGUCUUCAACCCGUCUAAAUGGAUGAUGGUGCACUUCGACUGUACGGCAUUCUGGGUGAAAGAUAAGUUUAAACUCCAGCAGACGUUUAGUGUUGAUCCUCUUUACCUGAGACAUGACAACUCCGGAGCUACAGACUUCAUGCACUGGCAGAUUCCUCUGAGUCGCCGUUUUCGCUCGUUAAAGUUGUGGUUUGUUCUUCGCUCCUUCGGCCUGAAGAACCUUCAAGCUCACAUCCGACACGGGAUCGAAAUGGCCAAACUGUUCGAGUCUCUGGUGAGGAGCGACUCAAACUUCCACAUUCCAGCAGAGAGACACCUGGGACUGGUAGUGUUUAGCAUGACUGGAGGAAACGCUCUUACGCAGGAGCUCUUGCGCAGGUUAACACACUCCGGCAGCAUGUUUCUGAUUCCGGCCGCCGUCGGCUCCAAACUCAUCAUCCGCUUCACCGUGACGUCGCAGUACACACGUCCUGAAGACAUCCGCCGCGACUGGAACAUCAUCCAGCGCACGGCCAAUGAAAUCCUGCAGCCAGGCCGCUGGCCACGCCCCCACGCGCUCUCACUGGACAGCGAGACCGAAAAAGAAACCCUGUGGCAGGAACAGGAAGUGGAGACGCAGGAUGAGCCGUCCAUGAUCGACAAGCAUCUGGUGCGUCAGAAUCAGAGGCGUGCCAUUCGCUCGAUGAGCUGCAGCGCCGAGCUCCCGCCAACCAGGCCUGACUCCGCCCACGCUCUGAAGGAGGCCCCGCCCCUCGGAGUGUUGGCGAAGAUUCCAGAGAGCCCUGAGGGGCGGAGAACGACGCAGAAGCGUCUGAUGAAGUUCCACAGUGUGCCGAGUUUACCACAGGUUUGGGCUCAGUGCGCCAUUCAGCAGCUUUACUGGCCUUUCAGCAAGGCUAACUGCUUCAACUGCUUCACACACUCACACACACACUCACCCGGCCCUCUGCCCACCAAAUAACACACACACUCACAUACACACACACACACACACUGCCCACCAAAUAACACACACACUCACAUACACACACACACACACACUGCCCACCAAAUAACACACACACUCACAUACACACACACACACACACUGCCCACCAAAUAACACACACACUCACAUACACUCACACACACACACUGCCCACCAAAUAACACACACACACACACUCACCCGGCCCUCUGCCCACCAAAUAACACACACACUCACAUACACACACACACACACACUGCCCACCAAAUAACACACACACAGACACACACUCACACACACACACACACACUGCCCACCAAAUAACACACACACAGACACACACACGGCCCACUGCCCACCAAAUAACACACACACUCACAUACACACACACACACACUGCCUACCAAAUAACACACACACUCACACACACACACACUCACACACUCACACACACACACUGCCCACCAAAUAACACACACACAGACACACACACGGCCCACUGCCCACCAAAUAACACACACGCACACACACACACACACACACACACACUGCACACCAAAUAACACACAAACACACACACACACACAUACUACUUUCUUUUUUCUUUAUUAGAC